Stylophora pistillata is the source of this 1822-nucleotide messenger RNA. Its product is annotated as histamine H2 receptor. Gene Ontology annotation, molecular function: neurotransmitter receptor activity; G protein-coupled serotonin receptor activity. Gene Ontology annotation, biological process: G protein-coupled receptor signaling pathway, coupled to cyclic nucleotide second messenger; chemical synaptic transmission. The record is from RefSeq and is a predicted model, not a curated record. Gene Ontology annotation, cellular component: dendrite; plasma membrane. Lineage: Eukaryota; Metazoa; Cnidaria; Anthozoa; Scleractinia; Pocilloporidae.
GUCAGGAGUCACAUAAGCGAUGCAAGGGAAUCUCAGCAACGUAUCUAGCGAUAUCCUCGACGCUGAUGUUCAGUUUGACGGAGAGCUUAUAUUUCUGGUGUUCGUGUUGUUGCUAAUCCUUGCAACAGUCGCCGGUAAUGGCUUCGUAUUCAUGGCCGUUUAUACAUUCCGUGAGUUGCGGACGGUGACAAACUACUUUAUAGUGGCCCUUGCCGCGGCAGAUGUGGCCGUUGCUCUUUUGGCGAUGCCAGUAUGGCUUGUAAGAUCACUUGUUCACGUUGAAAAGGAACAAGAUGAAUAUGUGAUAGAGUUGUGCACCCAAUGGAUCGAUCCAUUCUGCUGCACAGCAUCCAUUGUAAACGCUACGUUAGUCUCCAUUGACCGUUAUUGUGCCAUAAGCAAGCCGCUGCACUACAGAACUAUGGUGACACCACUUCGUGCUAAGCGCUCCAUAGCCGUAGUGUGGGGAUUCGCUGUGGCCAUCGCAGGAAUCUCUUUCCUGCAAUUUCAUGAGUCCUACACGGUUAUCCAAGGCUAUGUUUUAUUUCUAUUUGUGACGUUAUUUUGUAUUCCCUUGAUCACGAUGUCGUUUGCGUACAUCUCGAUCUGCAGGGCAGCCAUCCACCAGAUUUCCAAGAUGCACUCCACACGACUUAGCUCGACUUCUUACGACCAAGACAGGAAGCAGUCGUUUGAACGACGAAAACGCUUCUUCAGAGAACUGAAAAUCACUAAAAUGCUUGCCGUCAUAGUGAGCCUAUUUGUAAUCUGCUGGAGUCCAUUCCUUGUCGUAACCCUCAUUGAAGCGUUUACGACGAAGGAAAUUCCAAUUGCAGUUCAAGGUGUCAUCGUGUUUCUUCCCUACGUGCUUUCAUGCGCAAACCCUUGGAUCUACACUGGAAUGAACAGGGACUUUCGUUUGGCUUUUAAAAAGCUUUUUUGUACCUCAAAGAUUCUAUGCCUCAAACGUUCCAGAGAGGGUAACGCAAACGAGCGCAUGUUGAGGCCACUACCGUCGACCACAGUCGAUGAAACUUUUAUUUCUAAUGGCUUGCGACAAGGGUCCAACUCUAUUCGAAAGAUUUCCAAUCGUGGACCAGAAAUCUUCAUUACUGCCGUUUAACUUUUGAGAUGGUCGCAUAGAAAAUAUCGAUUAAUUCCUUCAUCUCCAAUUGUUUUUUCAAUCGAGCUAAUGACAUUAUAAAUAUGAUUUAAAGCCUAAAGGAUGCACUUUUGCAAAGUUAAAUGGAUUAGGAGAGUAAGUUGACGUUCUUAAUUGGUGUGACAUUGCUCGGCAGACUUCUAGAGCGAUUGUGUUCGCCCAAUGUCAUUACUUUAACUGAAUGCACCACAGUUAUAAUGAAAGGUGAUAAAUGUUCUGAACUCAGCUGUAGAAGAUAUAUGCUCAUCUAAGAAAUCACAUAGUGGCAGACACAACUUAGAUCCAAACCCACGUCCAUUUGCAUUGUCUUGCGAUACGGGGGGGACAAUGGACAAAAAUUUCUUUGCAGGUGACUGUGACAAAAUAGAUGCUUAAAAAUAGAUAGUGUUGGCGUCAAUUAGUGACAUUUGAGAUACAUGAGGGAAUAUUGAGGACAACUGGGUUUUUAGUUAGAAGGCAGGCAAUGUAUUCAAAUUGUAAUGAAGGAUCACCUAUUCGUCUUUUCGUUCGAUAUUUUGCAAAAGCUAACCGUAAAACAAAGGAUAUGGUUUAGCUCGUGUAGAUUUUGAACCCACGGUUUACGUAACCGAUUUAGGGUUAAGAACCGAACCGGUGAUGGUCACUGUCGAUAAAAACAAUAAAUUUUAUUUGCUGUCCGAA